CCUCGCAAGUCAACGGACGAUGUUUUCGACGACGAAUAUGCCGUAGACGACUUUGACGGAGUCGCGGAUGGCUUUGCUCCUGGCCGCGUCCAUUCAGCCAACGACCGAUGGUCAAUCCACUCCGAAGACCCUUCGAUUCGUAGUCUUCAUGCACACAUGUCGGAUGCUCCACGGUUUUCUACUGGUCCUAGCAGGAAUAGCAUGCAUAAACCGCGAGAUGUCGACAAUCCCUUCAGCAGCACAGAGGAUGAUGAUGACGACAAUAUUGAUGAGCGCUCGGCACUGCAACGCUCAUCGAGCAUUCAGUCCUCUUCAACUGCCCAAUACGCUCCCGGAAUCGCCCACAGACUUAGUACCGCCUCAUCAUCAAGAGCUUAUGCUCGCACUGCAAGUCCUCUCCUGGGCACGGGCGGCCCUAGUCACCCUUACUCGAUGUAUCCUCAGGGCACCAAUGUAGCACGCACUCCAUCCGUAUCCACGACUGCCUCUACUGUUCGCGCCGCACAAUCUACCGCCGUCCCCAGCCAAGGACCUGCUCACCCCUACAGCAUGUAUCCUCAAAACGUUUCUGAACAUGACAUAGCGGACACUGCUGCUACUGCACCAAACCAUGCCCAGACCAUCAUUCCAGUUGGCUUCCCUGGCAGGACACAAGGCUUUGUGAGAGCACGAGGACCCGGAGACGAAGAACAGGACAUCAUUGGAGUCGAUGGUCAUUCAGAACAACUUCCCCCUUACUCCGAAUAUCCCGAGGAUGGUGUACCGAAACCAGUUGUACUACCAGCACAAAUUGCUACUCCCUCAAACGGCACUCGUGUGCAUAUUCCCUUGAUGCAGCAACAGCGUCAGCCCGAAAGUAUGUCAGAUCAGGCAACUACUCAAGGCUUUGCUGAGAUGCAACAACUGAAUUCUAACGAUUCGGAUGCCACUCCAUCCGAGAAGAAGAGCUGGAGCGAAAAGUCAUGGAAAGAGAAGCGGAAGACGCGUUUCUGCGGUAUUCCUUUCUGGUGGAUCUUGUUGUCUCUCUGCGUGCUUGCCUUCAUUGCGAUUGUGCUGGGCGCCGCUAUUGGUGGUAUUUUCGCUAGUGCUAGAAAAUCAGCUGUCAAAGCUACGACCAAUUAUUAUGACGCCUCACCUAUUCCCACAUCAUCCAUCGGGGCACCACCACCGACUGGUGUUUAUGCUCUGGACUUUGGUGCACCAAGAGCCACACAAUCAGCCUGUAUAGUCAACCAGAAUUACUCGGCCGCUUGGACUUGCAACAUCUAUGGUACGCCCCAGAUGGCCAUCAACAUUGGCCUUUCACCAGACGGAAGCGGCAACGAAGGUGCUUCUCUGUAUGGAUUCAGCAAUGCUUCUGGUAUCAACUAUGGCACGCAACCCNCUAACACUCAUUUCGCUCCGUUCAUUUCUGUCGAAGAUGAUGAUGAACCUUAUCGGGGACCUGCUUUCUAUUUUCAGACCUUCUACGACAAGUUUGUUGUUGUCCCCGAGAGCUCAUUCCCAGCAAGCGUUGCCAAUACGCAAAAGCGCUCAUAUAUCAACAGUGACUGGUUCACUCAGCACCAAGUUCAAGCUGGAGACAAGCCAUGGUUCUGCUGGUUCAAUGGCACCUUCCUCGAAGGCUUCAUUUACGCCAACAACUACACAGAUCCGAGCGAGUCCUCACCAUCUUCAUCUUCAUCUUCAUCUGCGUCUACUUCCUCGGACCUUAAACACGCCAAGUCCUCAUCGUUCCCACUGACCACUUCGACUAUUAUUGAAGUAUCAGGUCCUUCGACAACCGCUACUUUGACUUCUGCUUCCCAGUCCACUGCCUACACCCAAGCCGUCUCCAACCCUUACACGCACACUCCAAACGGACGUAAAGCAAGGCGUGGCUGGCAUCUAGAAAAACGCAUGUGGACGUUUGCCGAAUUGUCUUCUUUUGGUUAUGUUGUCAAAAUUGAAGAACGCCGUGUACCGGACAGCGUGCAACCCUACUGUCAACAGUUCCAAAUCUUGGACAAUGGUAUGGCAGGCUCUCUCGAUGAUCCAAGCACAGGGCAGCAGAUAACUGUCUACCUGGAAGAGUCUGACCCGGAUUACAGCGCCUACCAACAACAGACCUAUGGAGCGGCUCCGACGGGAUCGUCAAAGAUCAAGCGUGAUCCUAUAUCUGGCGCUUGUCAUUGUGAGUGGUGGAGUGGAUCUUCACCCGACUCGUAA
Messenger RNA from Aureobasidium musti, 2208 nucleotides. The record is from the annotation of a GenBank genome assembly. NCBI's taxonomy places the organism in Eukaryota, Fungi, Ascomycota, Dothideomycetes, Dothideales, Saccotheciaceae.